AUUGUAGUAUUAUUUUGUGCUAGUUUUGUUCUGUUACUAGGUAUUGUUUUGUUACUAUGUAUUGUUUCUUGUACUCCUAUGACUGUUUUUGUCUUGAGCGAGGUUCUAUCAGAAACAGCCUCUCUACCUCACUGCUUCACUGCUGAGGUAGAGGUAUGGAUUGUGUACACUCUACCCUCCCCAGACCCCACUUUGUGGGGGUAUGCUGUUGUUGUUGUUAUCUGAGGCUUCAUUCAAUUAUUGUGUGGAUUAUCUCCUGUUGAGUAGAUGUUAUUAUAUUAUCUAAACUGUGAAGCAGUACAAGGAGAGCAUUGUGCUGGCUUGGUUGACCAUUAGGGAGUCAUUACAAAAAGAGGGGAUGAAGUAUGCUAUACAAAAAGAUGUUUCUAACACUCUGUUUAGAUGGUUGCAGGCGAGGACCUAGGUGUAACUUAAAUACGAUGUAGACUAGGUAUAGUUAUACAAAAGAAUAUAUAAGAACCUGUAUAAAAUCUAGAAGCACCCUUAAAAUCAAGAAGAUAGCUGGGUGCUUUAGUUUCCAGAACCUUAAAGCUUUGGACGUCAAUGUAUGUACUCAAACCUUCCCGGGCACCCACAACCCCUCAAUCCUGGGUCCUCCAUUGAAUGAUUGUUAGGUAUUGUGUCAUAAUGUAUGGUAUUGUAUUCUAUUGUAUUGUGUCAUAAUGUAUAGUGUUGUAUUUAUGGUAUUGUACUCGAAUUAGAAAUAGUUUAACUUUAAAAUUUUCUUAUUAUCCUUGAUGAAAUGAUUUACAACCACACAGAUAUCUAAGGAUUAUUUUAGACCACAAGUUUCAAAAUCCACAGUAAAAUAUUGUUGUCACAUGUUCCAUCUCUCUCCACCAAUAACUUCAAUCAAGAAUGACCAAAAAACAAAACCAAAAUUUAGAAGAAGAAGAAUAGAAGGACAGUAUAGAAAACAUGACGGGUCUAACAACACCAGUACAAUCAAAACAUUGGCAAUCAACAUCCCAAAACAACCUCAAAAACUCAGAAAGUUACAAUUUUUACAGUCACCAAGUUCACUUUAAUGGCAAAAACAACAAUAAUUUUUCAAGAAAAGUGAAGCCCAUCUCGUGUUUCGCAUCAGAGAACCCAAAUCAACCAAUCUUGAAAGAAUCAAAGACUCCAUUGGUAGGAGUUGGAUCAGCCGGUGCAGAUAUCUAUGUGGAAAUUGAUAGGUUACCAAAAGAGGGGGAAACAAUUUCAGCCAAAACAGGUCAAACAUUGCCUGGUGGAAAAGGGGCUAAUCAAGCUGUUUGUGGUGCAAAGUUGGGAUAUCCAACUUUCUUUGUUGGACAAGUUGGUGAAGAUGCUCAUGGGAAAUUGGUUACUAAAGCAUUAGAGAGUGGUGGGUUUUUUUUGGAUUACCUUACCACUGUUUGUAAUGCUCCAACUGGACAAGCUGUGGUGAUGCUUCAGUCUGAUGGGAAGAAUUCUAUUAUCAUUGUUGGUGGUGCUAACAUGUCUUGUUGGCCUGAAAAUUUUUCAUAUGAGGAUUUGGAGAUUGUGAGAAGUGCAGGGAUUGUGUUGCUCCAGAGAGAAAUUCCAGAUUUUGUUUACAUCCAAGUUGCAAAGGCUGCCAGGAACGCAGGUGUUCCAGUUAUUCUAGAUGCGGGUGGCGUGGAUUCUCCAAUCCCUUCCGAGCUUCUUCGAUGUGUUGACAUUUUCAGCCCAAAUGAAUCUGAGCUGGCUCGCAUAACAAAAAUGCCAACAGGAAGUUUCGAACAAAUCAGCAAAGCGGUGGAGCAGUGCUAUGCUCUGGGAGUUAACCAAGUCCUUGUUAAGCUUGGGGCCAAUGGAUCUGCUCUUUUCACCAAAGGAGUGGAACCCUUGCGGCAACCCAUUAUUAAAACUGCGAAAGUUGUUGAUACAACAGGAGCUGGUGACACUUUUACAACUGCUUUUGCAGUGGCCCUCAUGGAGGACAAAUCUAAAGAGGAAUGUUUGAGAUUUGCCGCUGCAGCAGCCUCGCUAUGUGUUCAAGUGAAGGGAGCCAUUCCAAGCAUGCCCGAGAAGAGAGCAGUGAUCAAUCUUCUUCAGUCAGCUUGAAGACUUUGAGUUUCCCUAAUCAUCUUCUUGUGCAAAAAAAAAAAUAAGAGGUAGUAUUCUAAAUGUUCGGAUCAUAUUAGUUGGUGCGUUACCCUAAUCAUAGGAGCGGAAAAGAUGGUUCAAAAAGGCAAUCUCCAGGGAGGAAGUGAACGAGAGGGGAUUUUUCCAUGAUUUAUUUUUAUUGCGCUUCUGUCAUCUCAGCCGAUGAACAACUAACGAAGCAGAGAUGCAGCAUUUUAUUCUUGAACUUUCGUUACUGAUUGUUGCUGGAAAGAAUGCCAGCUUUGGAAAAUUUGAGUCACAUUUGAUUGUUUUUGAGGGUGAAAUAAGUCUCUUGUUCCUGACUCA
This is a messenger RNA of Capsicum annuum, 2418 nucleotides long. Its product is annotated as ribokinase. Gene Ontology annotation, biological process: D-ribose metabolic process. Bases 940 to 2070 code for a protein of 376 amino acids. The transcript has 4 exons. Gene Ontology annotation, molecular function: ribokinase activity. The record is from RefSeq and is a predicted model, not a curated record. NCBI's taxonomy places the organism in Eukaryota, Viridiplantae, Streptophyta, Magnoliopsida, Solanales, Solanaceae.